This is a messenger RNA of Histoplasma mississippiense, 2655 nucleotides long. RefSeq lists its product as hypothetical. The transcript is spliced from 2 exons. Gene Ontology annotation, cellular component: cytosol; RISC complex; nucleus. The record is from RefSeq and is a predicted model, not a curated record. Gene Ontology annotation, biological process: regulatory ncRNA-mediated gene silencing; mRNA catabolic process. NCBI's taxonomy places the organism in Eukaryota, Fungi, Ascomycota, Eurotiomycetes, Onygenales, Ajellomycetaceae. The coding region runs from base 1 to 2655 and encodes 884 amino acids. Gene Ontology annotation, molecular function: RNA binding; nuclease activity.
AUGUCUCUCCUGGAAGCCCGCGUCAAGACCGUUCUGUCUGGUGACACCCUCAUCUUGACACAUGUCAUCAACCGCAGCCAGGAACGAACGCUGAUCUUGGCCUAUGUGUCCGCUCCGCGGUUACGAAGAGAGGGUGAUGAGCCAUUUGCCUUCCAAUCUAGAGAAUUCCUACGCGAAUUGCUUGUGGGCAAGGUCGUUAAGUUCCAGGUGCUCUACACCGUCCCCACCACGAAACGGGAAUACGGCAUCGUGAAACUUCAUAAUAACCAGGAAUUGCCAGAGCUCUGCGUUGCGGAAGGAUGGGUCAAAAUGCGUGAGGAUGCGGGCAAGCGGGAAGAGUCCGAGGAUAUUGUGGCGACGGUGGACAAACUGCGGGAACUUGAAAACCGUGCGCGGUCGGAAUCAAAGGGCGUGUGGGCGUCGACUGGCGGGGAACUCGAAACUGCUUAUGAAGUGCCAGAUCCAAAGGCACUGAUUGAGAGCGAAAAAGGGAACCAAAUUGCUGCAGUUGUGGAAAGGGUACUUAGUGGUGACCGCCUGAUCGUCCGGUUACUUGUUGCCCCGCAUAAACAUAUCCAAACCUUGGUCGUGGUUGCUGGUAUCCGGGCCCCGGCAACGAAACGAACGAACACAGACGGCACAGAACAACCGGGAGAACAGCUUGGAGAACAGGCUCAGCAAUUUGUGGAACUCCGGCUACUCCAGAGAAAAGUCAAGAUCUCGCUGCUUGGUGUGACGCCACAAAAUCAACUCGUUGCCAGCGUCCUCCAUCCUAAUGGCAACAUUGCUAAGUUCCUUCUCGAAGCUGGCCUGGCCCGAUGCGCAGACCACCAUUCUACUAUGAUCGGAAAGGACAUGACUACUCUACGACAGGCCGAGAACGCCGCGAAAGAAGCGCGAAAAGGAUUAUUUAUGAGCCACAACGCGCCCAAAGCUGGCGCUGGCGCUUCGCUAGCGGAUUAUGUUGUGACUCGAGUGUUUAGUGCAGACACCAUUUUUGUUCGAACGAAGACCGGAAAGGAUGAGAAGCGGAUAAGUCUCAGCAGCGUCAGACAUCCAAGAACAUCCGACCCUAAGCAGGCACCUUUCAUCUUAGAGGCUAAGGAAUUUAUGCGCAAGAAGCUCAUUGGUAAACACGUCAAAGUAAAAAUUGAUGGAAAAAGACCCGCAUCGGAAGGCUACGAGGAACGGGAGGUUGGUACGGUCAUGUCUGGAAACACAAACAUUGCAUUGGCCCUCGUGCAGGCUGGUUACGCAUCCGUCAUCCGCCAUCGCCGGGAUGAUGACGACCGGUCUCCUGAAUACGAUGAUCUACUCCGCGCGGAAGAAGCAGCUCAGAAGGAGGGGAAAGGAAUGUGGUCUACUAAGCCCCCAACCGUUAGAACGCCCCAGGACUACUCCGAGAAUGUGCAAAAGGCGAAGAUUCAGGCCUCCGUGCUCCAGCGGCAGAGGAAGGUGCCUGGUGUUGUUGAUUUCGUAAAAUCUGGCUCUCGCUUCACCAUCCUACUUCCUAAAGAUAAUGCUAAGCUCACACUGGUCCUUUCCGGCAUCCGGGCUCCCAGAUCGGCGAGGAACCCAGGAGAGACUGGGGAGCCAUUCGGGCAAGAAGCCCAUGACUUCGCCUACCGAAGAUGUAUGCAACGCGACGUUGAAAUCGACGUUGAGACGAUUGACAAGGUCGGUGGAUUCAUCGGCAGUCUCUAUAUCAACAGAGAAAGUUUUUCCAAGAUUCUUGUUGAAGAAGGCCUUGCGACUGUCCAUGCCUAUUCUGCUGAGCAAGGAGGUCACGCUGCAGAGCUGUUCGCAGCGGAGAAAAAAGCCAAAGAGGCACGAAAAGGCUUGUGGCAUGAUUGGGAUCCAAGCAAGGAUCUUGAGGAGGGCGAGACCGUUACCACGAACGGAAAGAAUGGCGCAGAAGCCGGCGCAGACGCUCCCCAGCAGCGCAAAAAAGACUACCGCGAUGUGAUGGUCACGAAUGUAGACGAAAAUGGAAAGCUAAAGAUCCAGCAAAUCGGCGCCGGCACAACAGCCCUCACCGAGAUGAUGAGCGCGUUCCGAGCCUUCCACCUCAACAAGGCAAACGACACUGCUCUGAGCGGCCCACCCAAGGCCGGAGAUCUAGUCGCGGCCAGGUUCACGGAGGACAACGAGUGGUACCGCGCAAAAAUACGGAGAAACGACCGUGAAGCUAAAAAAGCCGACGUCGUUUACAUCGACUACGGCAACUCCGAAACCGUUCCGUGGACCCGCCUCCGACCCCUCACGCAGCCGCAGUUUUCCGUGCAGAAAAUUCGACCCCAAGCCACCGAUACAGUUCUCUCCUUCUUGCAACUCCCCGCGUCUCCCGAAUACCUCCGUGAUGCUGUGGGAUACCUUGGUGAACGGACAUUGGAUCGCCAAUUAGUUGCGAACGUCGACUACACGGCGCCCGAUGGGACAUUGCAUGUUACUCUGAUGGACCCGUCCGAAUCUAAGAGUCUGGAGCACAGCAUUAAUGCCGACGUGAUCAGUGAGGGACUCGCGAUGGUCCCGCGCAAGCUCAAGGAAUGGGAACGGUCAUCGACAGAGACGCUGGCGCAUCUUGAGAAACUGCAAAACGAGGCAAAAGAGGGGCGCAAGGGCAUGUGGGAAUAUGGAGAUCUGACGGAGGACUAA